Dendroctonus ponderosae (mountain pine beetle) is the source of this 1503-nucleotide messenger RNA. RefSeq names its product protein gooseberry. The record is from RefSeq and is a predicted model, not a curated record. Lineage: Eukaryota; Metazoa; Arthropoda; Insecta; Coleoptera; Curculionidae. Gene Ontology annotation, biological process: anatomical structure development; regulation of transcription by RNA polymerase II. The coding region runs from base 28 to 1143 and encodes 371 amino acids. The transcript has 7 exons. Gene Ontology annotation, molecular function: RNA polymerase II cis-regulatory region sequence-specific DNA binding; DNA-binding transcription factor activity, RNA polymerase II-specific.
AUCAGUCUUGUUUGUAAAUUUUUCCGAAUGAACGAGUUUGUGUGCGCAUACUUGCGGCAGUGGAAAUCGAGUUGGUUAACUCGGCAUAAAUCAGACAGUUGGAGCAUCUUUUUGUUCAAGUUUCUGAAAAUGGACCUCUUUGUCAAUGAAAAUGCAGUGCAGUUAUACCCCCAAGGUCAACAGAGGGUUAAUCAAUUGGGUGGCAUUUUCGUCAAUGGUCGGCCACUUUCGCUGGAAAAACGUGCAAAGAUCCUGCAACUGGCUAAAACGGGCGUCAGACCAUGCAAAAUUUCUAAAGCACUUCGUGUUUCACAUGGAUGCGUCUCGAAGAUCCUAAAUAGAUAUCAAGAGACUGGAAGCUUGCAACCUGGAGUAAUUGGUGGAUCCAAAUCGGGCAAGACAACGGCCAAAAUGGAGAAUGGAACAUGCAAAGAGAACUCAUCGUCAUCCGUUAGUUAUGUGUAUGGCUUACUAGAAGGCAAACCAGAAGGUGCGGAGGGAAAAACGCAUUCGCCUGACACAGGUGUUGGUACAUCUGAGUCGGACCAAGAUGGUCAUCUUGGACCAUGCUGUGAUCUUCCGCUGAAGAAGCGACGAACACGCACAGUGUUUACACCCGGUCAGCUGGAGUCGCUCGAAGCGGUUUUUGCUAAGAAUCAGUACCCUGAUGUCUACAAAAGGGACGAGUUAGCCGGGAAAACUCGCUUGACCGAAGCCAGGGUGCAAGUUUGGUUCUCUAAUCGGCGAGCCAGGUUUCGCAAGCAAUGGAACCAGCAGACUCUCCCAGCCCAAUGUGGAGCUCCAAAUGUCAACUUCCAAAAUAAAUACUCCAAUCUAUGGGCGGCGGGUCAUAAUGACUAUUUGCCUGUUGCUUCCACACCGAGCAAAACUGCCAUGAUGCAAUGGCAAUGGUCAAACUCUCCACUUUCCAAUCCACAGUUUCCAAUGUACGACAUUCAAUACCAAACACCAAAUAGCUCGCAUCCAAAUCUCUCCAACUCCACAAUAUCCACGGCUCUUCCGAUUGGUCCGCAAAACGCAUGUUACGCAGCACCUACAUAUCACUCCUAUCCAACCAUUGCUCCUACCUGCACCAUGACUGGUCUACAGCAAGGCUCCUACAGCAUGGAUGGACUGGGCUGAUUCUAGCGAUUGUUCAAAAUUGCGGCUCAAAUGGUACUGAAUCAGCAUGCUUUUUGGGCCGCUGAUCAGACUUCUGUCUGGUUUGCUAUGCGCAGCGGAAAUCCAUCUUUCCCCAGUUUUCUCUAAUAUUCGAGAAUUACCAAACUCAAACAUCUCAGUAUCUCAUGAGUACGACCAGGCAGAAUUAAAUAGAGUCUUCGAUGUCCAUGACUCAAAGGCAGAAGCUUGGAACUUGGAGUCUAAGGAUGAUUGUGAAGACAUGCGAUAUUAUGUAAAUAUGUAUGAGAUUGUAGAUUGUAAAAUAUGCAAAUAAAUAGAUAUGGAAGAGCUCGACAUUGACUGAAAUUGACUGUUAUUUAG